UUCAGGUUUGGACCACUUUCCGAUAAUUUCAGAAGAAGAUGGACAAAAGCCUCCUCUUUUCCAUCUUCGCAUGCGUGCUCGUUUCUAUCGCAGUUGCUGGUAACUUGUUAAUCGUCAUAGCAGUGUGGAAAAAGCGAUUCCUACGAUCCACUACGAACUACCUUCUCGUCAAUGUUGCCUUCUCGGAUCUCGUCAGCCUGUGUUUCUUGCCACUAAUGCUCACCCAAAGAUAUGUCAAAUUUAACGAAGGUGUUGUAGCCGAUAUGUUGUGCAAGUUUCUCAUUUCCUUCAACAUUCCUCUCACAGCAAGUUUCGCGGCAAUUUGUACUCUUGUUGUACUGUCUGUAGAGAGAUACCAUGCUAUUGUGAAGCCGAUGAAGACAGGAUUCAGACUGAGAGAGGACACCGUUAAAUACGCUAUUGGAAGUUGCUGGCUCUGUGCAGGUUUAGCAACCUUGCCUUUGUACAUUUAUGGGAAAUACAGUAAUAUAGACCAAAGGAAUUUAUGCAUAACGAACCUGUUCGAUUUAUUUCCAUUGAUUUAUAUUCUACAUGUAUCAUUUUUCUUCGUCGCAGUUCCCUUCAUCACCAUCAGCUUUUGCUACUUCAAGAUCGUUCAUGAGGUUUACUUCAAGAACAAAGUAGGGCCAAAGAAUUUAGCAGCACAACAAGAAACUUUAAAUAAACGAAAACUCGUUAAGCUUUCUCUCUCGAUAACCAUAACAUUUGUCAUCUGCUUUUUCCCAGUAACUAUUGCAGUAAUAUUAAAAAGUAUUGAUCCACGACAUGCUAACAGAAGCUUAGUAAAGUACACCAGUGUUUUGUAUUUUUUGGAGUCUUUGUGCAACCCUUUCCUUUAUGCUUAUCAAAGUACUAACUUUCGUCAAGCUUUCAAAGCAAUACUCAAAUUAUAA
Molecule: messenger RNA, 914 nt
Organism: Actinia tenebrosa (Australian red waratah sea anemone)
Lineage: Eukaryota; Metazoa; Cnidaria; Anthozoa; Actiniaria; Actiniidae
Product: neuromedin-K receptor-like
Biological process (GO): G protein-coupled receptor signaling pathway
Cellular component (GO): membrane
Molecular function (GO): G protein-coupled receptor activity
Source: RefSeq, a predicted model, not a curated record